AGUUGUUUUUUUCUGUCGCAUGAUAACCUAGCUUACAAGUCUUUUAGCAGUUGUUUUAAUGUGCGUUGAACAUACCGAAGACUGAACACACUAAAUAAACUCAGCGCUCAAGUGCUCCAGUCACUGUUGUGACUGUGAAUGUUGUGAAUGUACAACAUUAAGGCUGCAGAAGACAGCGGGAGACUGAAUUAUGUCACUGGGAGCCUGUUCUCCUGCCCCAAGGAUGAGGCUCUGGCCCACUGCAUCAGUGAGGACUGCCGCAUGGGGGCAGGCAUAGCAGUGAUGUUCAAGAAGGAGUUCAAAGGGGUAGACGAGUUAAAGGAACAGAAAAAGCUGACAGGGGGAUGUGCUGUACUAAAAAGAGACGGACGUUAUAUCUACUAUCUGAUCACAAAGAAAAAGGCCAGCCAAAAGCCAACCUAUGACAGCCUGAGACGGAGCCUGGAGGACAUGAAGUCACACUGUGCAGCCAACGGAGUAACAAGAAUAUCAAUGCCUCGUAUUGGUUGUGGCCUGGAUCGACUGCAGUGGAGCAAAGUGUCAGAGAUGCUGGAACAGGUCUUCAAACACACAGACAUCUCCAUCACAGUCUACAGCCUCCCUGAGAAAGCAGAGACCACAGUGAUGAAGGAAAACAAGCGCAGAUGAUUGAUAGAAAAGUUGGUUUAUUGUAAUUAUGUGUAUGUACUUUUCUGUAUCAUUCCCACAGUAUGUGGGCACUGUUUUCAUGUGGGGGGAAAAAAAUGUAUAGAUAACUUAAAAAUAAAUUUUCUUUUUUCCACAUCAAAAUCAA
This is a messenger RNA of Perca fluviatilis (European perch), 793 nucleotides long. RefSeq names its product O-acyl-ADP-ribose deacylase 1 (gene oard1). The transcript is spliced from 5 exons. Lineage: Eukaryota; Metazoa; Chordata; Actinopteri; Perciformes; Percidae. The record is from RefSeq and is a predicted model, not a curated record. Gene Ontology annotation, biological process: peptidyl-glutamate ADP-deribosylation. Bases 148 to 648 code for a protein of 166 amino acids.